This is a messenger RNA of Drosophila ficusphila, 909 nucleotides long. RefSeq lists its product as uncharacterized. NCBI's taxonomy places the organism in Eukaryota, Metazoa, Arthropoda, Insecta, Diptera, Drosophilidae. The transcript has a single exon. The record is from RefSeq and is a predicted model, not a curated record. Bases 238 to 801 code for a protein of 187 amino acids.
UACUUCUCUGCUAUUCCAGGUCUCACAUGAAGUUUUGAAAAUUGUGUUUAGGUUGGGUUUACUCAUCUACCGCAGAUCCGAAGAUCGGCGAUCGUUGAUCCCCAGAACAAUUGCCGCUCUGCGAUGCGUGGCCAAUCUCCUUCUAGGGCACAGUAUUCCAGCCAAGAAGUGUCUAGAAGUGCGCACUUGACCCACAUUUCUGGGCCGAGAUCUCCGAGAGAGAUCAGAUCGUGACGGAUGACGGAUGAUGGGGCACAUUUCGGGUAUUUAAGCGGCUGUCGGUUUAGCCCCAGGCGGAAUUCAAUCAUGGACGCUCAAUCACUGCGAUUGCUGCUGCUGAUCGCUUCGAUCUUGGCCAUCUCGCCUUCGGAGACCUCGGCCAGGGGCUGCGGGUCCGGGCUCCAGGUGCGGGCCCAAAGCGAGCCCCUGGAUCUCAGUCGGCUGAGUGAGAAGCAGCUGCACCAGCUCGUCCAGCAGCUGGAGAAGCUUCAGACCCACAAAUACGAUGACGGCGAUCUCGAGGACGAGGAUGAGAAGAACCAGGAUCGCGAUGGGGGUCAGAACCAGGAUCAGGAUCAGGAUCUGGACCUGGCGGAGCCCGAGGACGAUCACCGGGGCAGCAGUCGUCCGUGGAACAGAGUUCAGCGGAUUAUCCGGCGGCAGUUGGUGAAGAUUCCCAGCAGGUACCUGCGAAGGCUGCUCAGGCAGUUCGGCCUGGCCAGAAGCCUCGCCUCCAGCAGGGUCUCCAGUGCGGAGCUUGUGCCGCAGCUGGAGGAGUACUACCUGAUACCCCUCGAGUGAAAUAAAGAGCCCGUUGCGAUAACCACAACCACGUCUCCCGCAAAAUCGUUAAGACCUGCAUACCACUAGGCACUCUUCUCUGGCAGAUAAAGUGCUGCUAGAGAGCGC